AUGAACCAUACACCCACAGCAGCUCCUCCAUCGAUGACUGACGUAGUAGAGACUCACGAACUUCCUACAGUGGUUGUCACUCUACCCAUACAUUUGCUCACUUCUAUAUUUAUUGCUGUCUUCAUGAUUAGCAUAAUGUCAACAAAGCAUAUGCAAAGCCGGGUUCAGUGGCUUUUCGGUAUCAGCUGCAUCUUCUUCCUGAUCGCUUCACUGUACGAUGUUGCCAUUGAUGUGGCCUAUUUGGUGAUUUCGAAAAGACCGGUCACUGUUCAAACAUGUUCUGUAAUCAGAAACUUCGUCUACAAUCCCGUCGCUACGCAGACUCUUGUAGACGCUUGUGAUCGUUUUGCACUAGCAUUUUUCAAUUUUGAGAUGUCUCUGAUCUCACCAUUCGACGUGCACCAUGGACCAAUAGUUUACUUCUCUCUAUUCAAUGCUUUGCUUGCUUUCAUACUGUACGUUUGCAUAUGGCGUAAACUACAACGCGAACGCAAGUCAAAGUCUGGGCUAAACGACGAGAAGCAUGAAUAUGAUUCGAAUAAGAUGUGUCCAAAUCGUUAUUACUGGGACCAUCACGUUAUCAGAAUAUUCUUUAUCUGUUGUACAUUGCCACUAUUUUUAGCACUACCGAGUUUGUUAUUUACCAUCAUCACAGACCUGGAACUCUAUGAGAAUCCGGUGGUGAACGUGAUCUGCAUCCUUAUACUCGAUCUCUCCACUCCAAUCACCGUAUUCAUCUACAUCUUCUUCAUAAAGCAUCUACGUCGAGGAUUUGUGGAUUGCAUCUUUUCCGAUGACAUACGGGACAGCCAUCCGUCAAAGCAUAAAAUCGUUUCCGAACAUCUAUAACUUUAUCCUAACUUCGGCUGUAUUACACGUAUGGAUAUUGAGAGAGCAGCAGCAAGCAAAAAGUAACUGCUUCCACGCGCAAUAGAAAGUGAUGAAUCUCAAGUCAUUGUAUGCAUGCAAAGCGUUGUUCUUGCUAAUUUCGAAAGAGACCAAUUAUGUUGCAUAUCGCAAAGUCUUUCGACGAUAUCUAUGCGUAUCUACCCGUAAUAUAUUGUCGACUUCCUCGUAACUAUGCUAUUAGUCUUG
Cylicocyclus nassatus is the source of this 1095-nucleotide messenger RNA. The record is from the annotation of a GenBank genome assembly. Lineage: Eukaryota; Metazoa; Nematoda; Chromadorea; Rhabditida; Strongylidae.